Molecule: messenger RNA, 1852 nt
Organism: Sorghum bicolor (sorghum)
Lineage: Eukaryota; Viridiplantae; Streptophyta; Magnoliopsida; Poales; Poaceae
Product: probable Histone-lysine N-methyltransferase ATXR5
Exons: 6
Coding region: 246-1391 (381 amino acids)
Molecular function (GO): protein binding
Source: RefSeq, a predicted model, not a curated record
CUCCUCACUGGCGGCACCUGGAGAGUGACCGUCGACUGGCAGACGCGACGCGGCGCAGGUCUGAGCCUCUGACUUCCCUCCUACCCCCUACACAGCUACCAAAGCGAGCGAGUCCACCGUCGACGCCACGUCAUCCAUUCUCCCCUUGUCUUCUCUGUCUCUCCCCCACCGAGAGCCGGCCGAGAGGGGAGGCCGCACCGCACGCACCCGACACCUCCCCUCCUCUCCUCUCCGCCGCCAGCGCCAUGGGCCGCGCCGCGCCGCCGUCAUCGCCGAGCUCGCCGCAGCUCGGGCGCAAGCGCACGGCGGCUCCCACACCGGAGCCGCCGACGCCGCGGCGCUACUGCUCCAUGGACGACGUCAUGCGCCGCGCGCGCGCCGUCGACGCGCCGCCCCCCGUCGCCCGCGCGCGGGUGUACACCUACUACGAGAACCUCAUCUGCGAGACCUGCGGCUCCGGCGACCGCGACGACGACCUGCUCCUCUGCGACCGCUGCGACCGCGGCCACCACACCUUCUGCCUCCGCCCCAUCGCCGCCAGGGUCCCCAUCGGCCCCUGGUUCUGCCCCGUCUGCGCCCCGCCCGCCAAGGCCCCCAAGAGAUUCCCGAUGAAGCAGACCAAGAUCAUCGAUUUCUUCGGGAUUCGGAAGGAUGGGCAGGAUGCCCAGGCCCCCAAAUGUAGGCUCUCCCAAGAUGCUAGAAGGCGAAGGAAGCGUUCUCUUGUUAUGCACAAGAAGAGGAGGAGGAUACUGCCAUUUGUUCCAUCUGAAGAUGAAGCUAGAAGACUAAAACAAAUGGCGUCUCUGGCCACUGCUAUGACGUCUUCUAAAACAAAGUUCAGUAAUGAACUGACUUACAUGCCUAAUAUGGCUCCUAGAUCUUCCAAUCUGGCAAGAUUGGAGGUAGGCGGUAUGCAGGUUCUGCCCAAAGAGGAUAAGGAAAGUAUAGAGUUGUGCAGAACCAUGCAACAAAGAGGCGAAUGCCCUCCACUUCUUGUGGUCUUCGAUUCCCUUGAAGGUUUCACUGUGCAGGCUGAUGCUGAUAUUAAGGAUAUGACCUUCCUCGCUGAAUAUGCUGGGGAUGUCGAUUAUCUGGAGAAGAGGGCAAAUGAUGAUAUUGACUGCAUUAUGACGCUCCUCUUGACAGCUGACCCUUCCCAAAGGCUGGUCAUUUGCCCUGACAAGCGGGGGAACAUUUCUCGCUUUAUCAGUGGCAUCAAUAACCACACACAGGAUGGCAAGAAGAAGCAGAAUGUAAAGUGUGUGCGGUAUGACAUUGAUGGGGAGAGCCAUGUCUUGUUGGUGGCCUGCCGUGAUAUACCUCGUGGUGAAAAGCUAUAUUACGAUUACAAUGGAUACGAGCAUGCCUAUCCCACUCAACAUUUCCUCUAACCUAACCCCAACAGUUUUGAUCUGACCAGUAGUAAAGGAGGCUGGCUGGGUGAAAGAGGGCUUGGUGGCAAUAUUUCUAGCUUUGCCACCAAAAACCAAAAUCCAAUAACUUAUACUGCCCCUUGGUACAAAUGACAGAUUUAAUCCAAUUUUCCGAAGAGAUCCUAAUGACAGAAAAUGAUAGGUGCUGGUGAUUGUUAGCCUAGUUAUAGGAGCCAAGAGGAAUAUGCAUUGUCCCUGCUCUCAAGAGUAUCUUCCCAUUCAUAUUCUUUUUAUUCUAGGGGUUCCUACCCUUUUUUUUUAGAGUAAAUAGUUGUCUGAGUGUCCCCUAUUUAUUAUAAGAAUGUUGGAAAAAAAAAACGAAGAAUGUUGGUAGAGUUAACUGUUGGGCUGUUGCUGGUUAAAGGUACAUUUCGAAUGGCUAGAAAUGGAUGGAUGUGUAGGUGGCCGUGUCUCUAUAA